Molecule: messenger RNA, 2800 nt
Organism: Bactrocera oleae (olive fruit fly)
Lineage: Eukaryota; Metazoa; Arthropoda; Insecta; Diptera; Tephritidae
Product: organic cation transporter protein
Biological process (GO): transmembrane transport
Cellular component (GO): membrane
Molecular function (GO): transmembrane transporter activity
Source: RefSeq, a predicted model, not a curated record
AUUACACUUGUGCACUGAUUACGGAAAUUCCGAGCCGCAGAUGUUUUGUUUACCCGCGCGCGGCACUGGCCAAUGCAGAUUGUUCUCCGCACGCUUCGCUCCGAAACGACGAUUUGCCAGUGGUUGCGCCCAUGAAAAUAUGGUUUUCACCUAUAAUUCUACACUUGUGCUACAUUUUCUUCGUCGUUCUGAAAGUUUCCUACUUUUUUGUUGAUUUUGUUUCGUGGUAGUGGUGUGUGUGUGUUUGUUUGUGUGUGUGACGUGCGUAUGCGGGAAAAACGAUGCAAAUAUCUACAAUCUGAUGGGAUGUGUAGCUAGCUCACAGUUCAGCGUUGCCUUCGUUGAGCUCCGGUGGUUACUCGCGGUCGUACAUGUAACGGUGUAUGCGUAGUGGAUUUAAGUGAUCCUGAUCUUAAAAUAAAAUACUAAAUAUACAGAAAUACUGAUCCGUGCAUGAAUACAGUGGAGAAUUAUAUUAUUUUACUAAUUAAUAUUAAUUACUGCAAUUAAACACUUCUUUAAUUGGACAGUGAAAACUAUGAGAUAUAAGUGCAUUGUAUGACGAAAUCUGUGUUCGUUUUAGCUGCGUAAAUAGUGUGAGUGAAAUACAGGGCGAAUGUGCAUAAUUUUGAAAACGCGAUAUAUGAUAGUGCACAGAUUAAUUUACUAAUGGGAUGAUUUUAAUACUUGGAAAAAUGGAUAUUUCAUUUCAACCUUUAACUUCCCUUAAACAAUACUUCUUGUUUAUGGAAAUAUUUAAUUGGACACGCUAUGGACUGUGCUGCCAGUUAUAAACUAACAAAAAAAAACAUACGUUUAAAUGUUAUGGUGCACUCGGCUAUCUGUUAUUCUGUUUGAUUGAUAAGCGCAACAGUUGCCGAACAUCUUGCGCAACCACAAGUUAAUUGACAUCGAAGACUAUUUGGUUUGAUAACAGCUGAGAGCUAACGGAGUGACAGCUGCGAAGCUGUGAGCAUACAAACGCACUGCUGAAGCAGUGUCAGAAUUAUCUAACGGUAAUUGCCCUCAGUAGAAAUGUUGGAACUCGAUAAAAUCUUGGAGAAAUGUGGUGACUGUAAUCGCUUGCAGGCGAUCAUGCUACUGCUAUUCUGCAUUAUCAAUUUGCUUUCCGCACUGCACUACUACUCACAGACGAUCAUAAGUUUCGUGCCAAAAUACUGGUGUAUCGACGGUUAUGCGAGCACGGUGGACGCUUAUGCGGUUGCCAGCGAGCAGACAGGCUCAUCAUGUCUGCCACAUCGGUUUACAGAUGGUGAUGAAGCAGCGUUGCCGAAUGUCACCGCAAAUGUGUCGCACACGUGUCAGCAAUUCGAAUAUGAGCUAUAUAUGGGCUACCAAAGCUUUACUAGCGAGCUAAGUUGGAUUUGUGAUCGCGCUUGGAAGGCAACAUUAGGACAAUCGAUGUUUUUUGUUGGGUCAGUGGUGGGCAGCUUACUUUUUGGCUUUUUAGCAGAUAGUUUGGGCCGACUUCCCAUUUUGAUUGCCGCCAAUGUUGUGGCAAUGGUUGGUAAUUUCUUGACCAUUUUCGGUACAACGCUUCCAACUUUUUCGCUUUUUCGCUUUCUGUCCGGUAUGGCGACGGAUAGUAACUUCGUUAUGAUGUAUAUUUUAGUUAUGGAGUACUUGCGUCCUUCACUACGCACUGUUGGUCUGAGCAUCUGCAUUGGUUGCUUCUACUGCCUCGGUUCAAUGGCUGCUCCGUGGAUUGCAAUUUUGCUGCAUACGUGGCGUGGUUUCCUUAUCGCUACCUCGACUCCCUUUGCUAUUGUGCCGUUAUUCUACUUCAUUGUGCCCGAGAGUGUGCAAUGGUUGAUCUCCAAGCAAAAAUACGACAAAGCCGUUGAAUGUUUGAAGCGAGUGGCGAAGAUCAAUGGACGUGCAGUGGAGGAAUCCGUCUAUACCGAAUUCAUAGAUGAAUGCAAACGCAGACAAUUGCAUACAAAAUCUGGUCCGAAUCUUUUCGGGCUAUUUGCAACGCCACGUUUGCGACGCAAUACGCUUAUCCUGUUUUUUAAGUCCAUGGUCAUCACUCUGUGUUACGACGCGGUGUCGCGGAAUGUUCAAGGUCUCGGCAUAUCGCCAUUUUUCAUGUUCACUUUGAGCGCCACGGCUAUAUUACCGGCCUGCAUACUGUUGAUCGUAUUGCAAGAUCGCAUCGGCCGCAAAGCGAUGGCGUCCAUGUCACUGCUGCUAAGUGGUAUUUUUAUAUCGGUCACCGGUGCAAUACUCUUCUGUACUGAACGUAGUGGCGGCGAGAAGGAUGUCAUAUUGGUCGUGAUUUUGUCGGUUAUAGGACGAUUUGGAGUAACGGUUGCUUACAAUUCUGGUGCGCAAUAUGCAACUGAGCUGAUACCAACUUGUGUGCGCGGCCAAGGUAUAGCGGUGGUGCAUGUCAUGGGUUAUGCAUUCACCUUCUUCAGUUCAUACAUUCUGUAUACACGUUCGUUCUUUCAACCCAUGCCGGAAAUAAUUUUGGGUUUACUUUCGCUGUUGGGAGCUGGAUUGUGUUUACUGUUGCCUGAGACGCUCAACAGAACCUUACCUACUUCUCUGGAAGAUGGAGAAAACUUCGGCAAAAACGAGCGUUGGUAUAAUUUCAGUUUCCUGGAGAAACGUACACAAUCCGUUGAUGUCUUGGCAGCGAACGCAGGCUCGCAGAAUAUACGAGAUAACACGGCGGCAUAUUUUUAAGACAAACUAAUUGUUCUGUAACUAUGUAGUUCCUAAGUGUUAAAGUAAUAUUAAGCGUUAGCGUAUUUACUAAUAAAAAGCAUUAAUA